This is a messenger RNA of Chrysoperla carnea, 603 nucleotides long. RefSeq lists its product as uncharacterized. Gene Ontology annotation, molecular function: nucleic acid binding. The transcript has a single exon. The coding region runs from base 1 to 603 and encodes 200 amino acids. Lineage: Eukaryota; Metazoa; Arthropoda; Insecta; Neuroptera; Chrysopidae. Gene Ontology annotation, biological process: DNA integration. The record is from RefSeq and is a predicted model, not a curated record.
AUGUCUAAGAAGGAACAAGUUGUCAACGAACUUCAUAAACCGGCACGUAAGAAUUUUAAAUGGAGAAGAGUAAUUAUAAAAGGUCUGGAUGAUUUAUGGCAAGCUGACUUAGUUGAAAUGGGUUCAUAUGUUAAAGAAAAUAAUGAAUACAAAUAUUUGCUUACGGUUAUCGAUUCAUUUUCUAAAUACGCUUGGGCUACACCAAUCAAAAAUAAAAGUAGUGAGGCAGUUUGUAAUGCUAUGAUUAAAAUUUUUCAACAUGGACGUAUACCAAAAAAUCUCCAAACAGAUGAUGGUAAGGAAAUUUUCAAUAAAAAAUUUCAUAGUUUAAUGGAAGAAUAUGGAAUAAACUAUUAUUCAACAUUUAGCACAAUAAAAGCAGCAAUUGUUGAGCGGUUUAAUCGAACUAUAAAGGAACAAAUGUGGAAACAAUUCAGUUUAAAUGGAUCAUAUAAAUGGAUAAAUCUUAUGUCACCAUUGAUUACCAACUACAAUCAAAAAACCCAUCAUACUAUAAAAAUGAAACCAUGUGAUGUUAAUGCUUCUAAUGAAAAUAUGUUACUCUCCACCAUCUACAAUAAUAUUAAAAUCACCGACCGCUGA